CGAACGUCGAGCGCGGUCAUCCACGCCACGUUUCUCAUCCUACGUCACAUCUGUUUGUGUUGGUCGCGUUCGAUCGCAAGUGGAGAGCCCCGGCGUGGCCAGACGUGCAACAUACAUACAUACAUACAUACAUACAUACAUACAUACAUACAUACAUACGUACGUACGUACGUACGUACAUACGUACAUAGAUAGGUACACGUACUGCGUCGCAGUACGGCCAUGUGCGACAACACGCAAUUCGCCAAGUGCGCGAAAGGCCGCGAUCGAAAGGCCGACGAUCGAUUUUUCCCAUUUUUCGUCGACCAGCGACCGGCAACGGGCGGCAACUGUCGCGAGCAAAGCGACAUGUCAACGCCGGACUUGGUCGGAUACUCGCACGACUUCCUCGCGGAAUUCAUUCACUUGUACCGCAGCUUCCCCUGCCUGUGGCAGGUCAGGUACAAGGGCUACAAGGACAGGCUGCUGCGGAAUCGCGCUUACGACGCCCUUGUGCAGAAACUGAGGGAGGUGAACCCGGUCGCGGACAGGGAGACCGUCAUACGAAAGAUCAACACGCUGAGGACAGCGUUCAGGCGGGAGUACAAGAAGGUGCAAAGCUCGCUAAAGAUGGUCCACAAUCCGCGGCAACGUUACAGAUCCUCGUUGUGGUACUACGAUAUAUUGAAAUUCGUCGCCGAGCAGAACGAGGCAGGUCCACUCGACGAAGAGAAGGACGUGAAGAACGCUUUGCUGGCUCGUCCGACGGAUCUCUCUCACGAGGAGAUGAUGUCUGUGCAAACGGACGUGGACAAGAUCGAGCCACCGUCACCGGCGCCGUCGCCGGCAGCUAGCUCCGCCCCAGCCUUCCAACCGAUCAUCCUGGAGACCGAGGGCUCGUACGUCAGGAUUUCCAACAGCGCGUCCGCCGAGCCUCUCGUCCGAAGGAAGUCGUCCUGUCACCAACAGCAGCAGGAGAGCUUCCCGGAUCGUCAGUCGAAGGACUCGGCGUGCGAACUGUCGCCGAGGCAGUUCGCCAGCUGCGUCACCGGCGACGAUCAUUUCGAGACGUUCGGCCGUUACGUCGCUGGCAAACUGAAGAAGUCGAUGCCUCGGCAGAGCAUCAUCGCCGAGAAGGUGAUCGCCGAGGUCCUCUCCAGAGCCAACCUCGGCACCUUGGAAGAGACUACCAGCCUCACGGAGAAAGUACCUUCACGUUGUUUCUUGGUGAUGGGCGAUCGUUGAACGUACACCACCGAUCCCCAUCCUCCCGAUGGUCUACCCUUACGGUAGUCUAUUGUCUCCCGUCGUUCAAACUCUCUGACGUGACAAGUCCGU
Messenger RNA from Heterotrigona itama, 1317 nucleotides. The record is from the annotation of a GenBank genome assembly. Lineage: Eukaryota; Metazoa; Arthropoda; Insecta; Hymenoptera; Apidae.